GCUGAGGGUAUAUAAAGCCGCGCGGCCAUUUCCUCGGUUACGUGUUCAGCAGCUCUGCCUCGCGCUCACAGCUUACCAGCAGCAGCUCGCGCUCUCUCUCACCGUCUCUUUCUCUCUGCCCGCGCGGCCUCCACAGCUCUGCUGCCGUCCCCACCGAGGAUACCCCAUCCUAUCGUAUGUCAGCUAUCCAGAACCUCCAACACUUCGGUGAGUCUCCCCCCACAUCAUCACACACACUCACACUCAGCCCUCACAGAGCCCAGGGGAUCACUGCGAGCCGUGUCAGCCGCCAUUUUACACCUCACACCCGGGUUCCUGUCAGGAAUGGCUCCGGGGGGGUGGGGGGCGGACGGUUAAUGUUACUGGGGCGGUGGGAGCUCGUUAUACCGUGUUAUGUUACUAUGUAUUAGUCCGGUGAUCUGACCUCACUGGGAGGCGGAGUACUGCGUGAGGUAACGGCGGACUUAGAGGCGAUAAAAUGGCGGCGCCGUCUUCCUUUCUGUUUUGAACCCGUUACGACGUAGUUUCCGUGACGUCAGACGCAAAGGGCGUGCCUUCGCUGUAUAGCCACGCCCUCCAGCGUGACGCACUGGGUGGGUCCCCCCCCUAAUUUUUACAAUUUCGCUAAUGUAACCUGAUGACUCAGUGGUAUUGAUCGAACUACAACUCCCGUGAUGCUCCGCCACUAAGGAUUGCUUAAUCCCUCUAUGGGAUAUGUAGUUCUAUUGCAGAGAUCUUGUGUUAGCAUUCUAGAUCUGGCUAGAUGAACUUACAGCUUGAGAGGGAGGGGACUGCUAUUUGUAGGCCAGUUAUAGGAGAUUUUUAUGGCUUUAGUUAAAUUAAAAUGCCAUUUGCUUCAUGGAUGAAUCAGGCUCGCGUCUUGCAUUGCAGGACAGGGACACUGUAUCCAGGUCACCUCUCUGAGGUCUGGGUGACACUCAUCAUCAUUUUUGUAUGUAAAUGUAACCAAACACCUUGGGGGAAAAUGUCACAUACUGCAUUGUAUCUGUAACUGAUGUGUUCAGGAAUACAUUUAUUUAUUUUUUGGUCUUGCAGCAAUUAACAUGCAAUUUAUUUUAUUUAUUUCAGACCCCUUUGCUGAUGCAAGUAAGGGUGAUGACUGGCUCCCAGCUGGGACAGAGGAUUCUAUCCAUAUAAGGAUUCAGCAAAGGAACGGCAGGAAGACCCUUACAACUGUCCAGGGGAUAUCUGAUGACUACGACAAGAAAAAACUAGUUAAAGCUUUCAAAAAGGUAAAAAAUAUAUAAUUUUCUGUAUGACAAGGUUAACCCCAUAAGGACACAUGACAUGUCAUGAUUCCCUUUUUAUUCCAGAAGUUUGGUCCUUAAGGGGUUAAAGGAGCACUGUAGUGAUUCUGGUGCCAGGAGUACACUGUCCCUCCAUGUGAGUGUUCCUAUAAAAUUGGAUGCCCAUAACAUACUUUUGAUCUUCUAAUUCUCGUUACAGAAAUUCGCUUGCAAUGGUACUGUGGUUGAGCAUCCAGAAUACGGAGAGGUGAUCCAGCUUCAGGGAGACCAACGCAAGAAUGCCUGUCAGUUCCUUGUGGAGGUACAUAAUGGCUUUCUUGUUACAACUCCUAAAAUGCAUACGUGUGGUGUUGUGAAAUUUAUCUCAAAUUUAUAUUUUUUUAUUUUUUUUUUCAGGUUGGACUUGCCAAGGACGACCAGCUGAAGGUCCAUGGGUUUUAAGCAGCAAAACAUGUCGUCUGCAUCUAAAGUUAAAGAACCUCCUCUGGCAAUGCAUAGAAAACAAACUCCUCCCUUGUCACAAGUUUAAAACUUGACUUGUGAAAUGCUGCCACAUUAAGGACUGUAAUAAACUUUGUUAACUCUCUAUACUGUCUCGGGGACAAGUCCAUGUUUUAACAAAGGGUGUUUUUUGUGUGUGUUUUUUUUUUUUUUUUUUUUUAUAUGGCAUGAAUAUGUCUAGAUGUCAGUCUGUCUGUGUAGUUACAGGUCCCAUGGUGCUAUGGCCUAGGUGGGCCAGGGUUUAUAACUAUACAAAAUGUGACUUGUACAUGCAUCAUAGUGGUGAGGUAAGUUGACCUCUAACCAAGCCUAAAGAUGGGACAAAUCUUUGCUGUAUAGUGGGUCACACUAUGUUGACAGUGGGUGUAAAGUCUGUCAGCCUAUUUGUCAGAGCAUCAGAAGAUGCAUCAAAGGACAGUUUGUGGGUAAACUUAUGACAAGGGAAACAAUUUAUUUUGGACUAAUGUAGAAGCAAAGCUGACAUACUUUUGUAUACUGGCUAGAAACAUGCUUUUGAGUUUCCAUUUUAAAGCUGUACAUGUAUUUAACAUUUUAUUUAAAUAAAACUUUUCAAUGAAGUCUUUUAAAGUCUCUUUCUGCUGAAUGUGGCAAUUCCCUUACAUGUCUGGAAUAAA
This is a messenger RNA of Pelobates cultripes (western spadefoot toad), 2404 nucleotides long. The record is from the annotation of a GenBank genome assembly. NCBI's taxonomy places the organism in Eukaryota, Metazoa, Chordata, Amphibia, Anura, Pelobatidae.